Lathyrus sativus (Indian pea) is the source of this 222-nucleotide messenger RNA. Lineage: Eukaryota; Viridiplantae; Streptophyta; Magnoliopsida; Fabales; Fabaceae. The record is from the annotation of a GenBank genome assembly.
AUGGGGCAGGAGAGCAAAGACGCGUGCAAGAAAGAGGCCUGUGCCAUUCAAGCUUGCCUCUCCAAGAACAACUUUCUCCCCCAAAAGUGCAUCCGAGUAAUUGAAUUGCUGAACUCAUGCUGCACAAGAUGCAAUUAUAAUUCAACUCACUGUGCUUCCCUCUCUGGAUUAUUGAAGCAACAUUCCAAAUCACCAGACACAGCCAACAAAUUCGACAACUAG